Messenger RNA from Ooceraea biroi (clonal raider ant), 2158 nucleotides. RefSeq names its product ubiquitin-conjugating enzyme E2 J1. Lineage: Eukaryota; Metazoa; Arthropoda; Insecta; Hymenoptera; Formicidae. The record is from RefSeq and is a predicted model, not a curated record.
GGCGGACAAGCGCCACACCACAGCGGGUCACGUCACGAUUUGCGACGCGGUGGCCGCGCGCGUUCUCAGGCCACGUCGAAAAUUCGCGUCUUCAGCAGCGAAAAACGCGGCGCCGUGACGCGCGAUAACAAAUAUGUGAGCGAGACGCGCUACUGGUCGUCGGAUCGCGCACUGCGAACCGAGUGUCGUGGGAGCACACGCACACACGUCUAUCCUCGCGCGGAAACGUCGCGUCGCUUCGUGACACGUACAUACACUUCCACUGGAGAUUUUUGACUCGCGUCUCUCUCUCUCUUUCUCUCUCGGGCUGGACAGACGCUGGAGAUAAGCGACCAGCAGAGGUGAAGGAAACGGGGCGAGGAUGUCGUUCGAGGGAAAGUACAACGCGAAGAGCCCGGCGGUGAAGAGACUAAUGAGGGAGGCACAGGAGCUGCAUGAGGCUACCGAGGAGUAUUAUGCGUCUCCCCUGGAGGACAACUUAUUCGAGUGGCAUUUUACAGUACAAGGACCACCAUCUACAGAUUUCGAGGGUGGUGUUUACCAUGGAAGGAUCUUAUUGCCACCCGAGUACCCUAUGAAGCCACCAAACAUCAUUCUAUUGACGCCAAACGGACGUUUCGAGACCAACAAGAAAAUAUGUCUGAGCAUCUCGGGUCAUCAUCCUGAAACGUGGCAACCGUCGUGGAGUAUCAGGACGGCGUUGCUGGCUCUGAUCGCUUUCAUGCCUACUCCGGGAAGCGGCACGAUCGGAGCAUUGGACUAUAGCACGGAGGAGCGACAGAAACUUGCUAAAAAGUCGUUGAAUUGGCAAUGUGACACGUGCGGAAAGGUCGUGGACUUAUUAUCUAAGAAUUCAGUAAAAAAGCCAAUCACGGAGGAGGAACAAACUAUGCUGAAAACGAUUGCCCUGAAAGCAGACGACUCACCCGUGUCAGAUGUAUUAUUUACGGAUAGUGCAGAGACUGUAUCCGAGAGCGAGCUGCGGCAUCGUAACGUGGAAACUGUCGCAACAGAAAGUGCCGAUCGUCAGCAACAACCCGAGAUUACUCAGAAUCGCGUAGAAACGAUGUCCUCCUCGAACGAUCUGUUCUGGAGUACACUCAUAGCCUGUUUAAUAGUCGCGAUCGUUCUGUUAAUUUUACGUCGAUUAUUUCUGGUUUAAUUAAUUAAUUUCGUUUUCUAACAAGCUGACUAAUGUACGUUACCGAAACACAAUAAAUUUUAUACAGACAUCGUUUCUAAAUUUACGAAAAGAGAUCGGAUUCAUCGUACGCAUUUCGAACUUUGCAGAUUUUCAUAACGGAAACAAUUCAUAACGAAAGUAUGUACGCAUUAAUAUGUGUUAGAAUGUUCCACCUUGUUCCUAUUAUAUAAGCUGCACUUUGUAACAAAGUUUUAUUUAUUAUAUUUCGGAUAUUUCGAUUUUAUGGCUGAAAGCGAUUUAUUUUUUACUUUAAAUUCCUGUUAACGUUAUUAAAUUCUACCUGUUAACAUUACGUACAUACUAGUCGAUUAUUUUCUUCUUUAAGCGGAUAGAAUAGUAAUUGAAAACUAAAUUGAUCGCGCACGUUUAAUUUGAGUAUAGCAAAUGAUAGAUAUAAUUGAAGAUGUUGAUAGAGUGUGUACAUUAGUUGUAAUCGAUAAUAAAGUUUAUUAAUUUCGAUAAGAAUUAUCUUCAAAUAUCUUUUUGUGCUGCCUAUAUAUAUAAAUAUGUAUAAACGUAAUAACUCGAUAAUGAUUGGUCAGUACAUUAUUUUGUCCUGUAAGUUACAUUGCGUAAUAGCCCAGUAUGAUCACAUUUUGUAAUAAACAUGUAAGCGCUAUACAGACAUGUACCUUUAUAGCUUUCGUACACUUUUCGUAUGUGUAUAGCCACUGUAAUAAAAUUCGAUGUGUAACAUAAUCCAUUAGAAGAGGAUUUAGAGCAGGAUAUUGUCUAAAUUCAUCUUUUAUAUGUGCACAGAAAUGUAAUAAAGUAACUAUUUAUUAAAGCAUAUAUAUAGAGAUUAAAAAGACUAAAAAUAUAUAUAUAUAUAGACUAAAAGUAACAUGUCUAUAUAUAUGUAUAUGUAGACAUAUUACUUUUUAACUUAUUAAGAUUCACGUGUAAUUAUUUAUAAUUCGUCGAUUCCACAUCGUCGCUUUCGUAUCUAUCGAA